GCGGCGGCUGCCGUCCUCGGGGCUCCCCGGGAAUGGAGCGAGCGAGCGGGCGCGCGCUGGGAGCAGCCAUUAUUGGAUGUCCAGUGACUGAGAACCAAGAGUUUUAGCUUUAUUAUUACUAUUAUGCCUUUGGAGAUGGAGCCGAAAAUGAGCAAGCUAGCUUUCGGGUGUCAGAGAAGCUCCACGUCAGAUGACGACUCAGGAUGUGCACUGGAGGAAUAUGCCUGGGUCCCUCCAGGCCUUCGACCAGAGCAGAUUCAGCUCUAUUUUGCAUGCCUGCCAGAAGAAAAGGUUCCUUAUGUCAAUAGCCCUGGAGAGAAACAUCGGAUUAAACAGCUUUUAUACCAGCUGCCACCACAUGAUAAUGAGGUACGGUAUUGCCAGUCUCUGAGUGAGGAGGAGAAGAAAGAAUUGCAGGUGUUCAGUGCUCAACGGAAGAAAGAAGCUCUUGGAAGAGGAACCAUUAAACUCUUGUCCAGAGCAGUGAUGCACGCUGUAUGUGAGCAGUGUGGGCUGAAGAUAAAUGGAGGUGAAGUGGCCGUGUUUGCCUCCCGUGCUGGUCCCGGUGUGUGCUGGCACCCAUCCUGUUUUAUCUGCUUCACGUGUAAUGAGCUCCUGGUCGACCUCAUCUAUUUUUAUCAGGAUGGGAAAAUUCACUGUGGCAGGCACCAUGCUGAACUACUGAAACCACGGUGCUCAGCAUGCGAUGAGAUCAUUUUUGCUGACGAGUGCACGGAAGCUGAGGGGCGCCACUGGCACAUGAAACACUUCUGCUGCCUCGAGUGUGAAACGGUGCUGGGCGGGCAGAGGUACAUCAUGAAGGACGGCCGCCCCUUCUGCUGUGGCUGCUUUGAGUCUCUCUAUGCUGAGUACUGUGAAACCUGUGGGGAGCAUAUCGGUGUUGAUCAUGCACAGAUGACCUACGACGGGCAACACUGGCAUGCCACGGAAGCGUGCUUUUCCUGUGCCCAGUGCAAGGCUUCUUUGUUGGGCUGUCCCUUCCUUCCUAAACAAGGCCAGAUUUAUUGCUCUAAAACCUGCAGCCUCGGUGAAGAUGUCCAUGCCUCCGAUUCUUCUGAUUCUGCGUUCCAGUCAGCCCGAUCGAGGGACUCCAGGAGGAGUGUCCGAAUGGGCAAAAGCAGUCGGUCAGCUGAUCAGUGCAGACAGUCCCUUCUCUUAUCCCCAGCUCUGAACUACAAGUUUCCAGGCCUUUCAGGCAAUGCUGAAGAUACCCUUUCUCGGAAACUAGAUGAUCUGAGUCUUUCCAGGCAGGGGCCAACUUAUGCCAAUGAAGAAUUCUGGAAAGGCAGAGUGGAACAAGAAACUCCCGAAGACCCUGAAGAAUGGGCAGAGCAUGAAGAUUAUAUGACACAGCUCCUCCUCAAGUUUGGUGAUAAAAGCCUCUUUCAGCAACAGUCCAGUGAGAUGGAUAUUAGAGCCAAUGAGCACUGGAUAUCUGAUAACAUGGUUAAAAAUAAGACCGAGUUAAAGCAAAAUCACCAGAGCCUUGCAAGUAAAAAAUACCAAUCUGAUAUGUACUGGGCCCAGUCACAAGAUGGACUGGGCGAUUCUGCGUAUGGUAGCCACCCCGGCCCCGCAAGCAGUCGGAGGCUCCAGGAAUUGGAUCUGGACCAUGGUGCCUCAGGAUAUAAUCACGAACAGACGCAGUGGUAUGAAGAUUCCCUGGAGUGCUUGUCAGACUUGAAACCAGAGCAAAGUGUUCGAGAUUCUCUAGAUUCUUUGGCUUUGUCUAAUAUCACAGGGGCUUCCGUGGAUGGGGAAGGCAAGCCGAGGCCGUCCUUGUAUUCGCUGCAAAACUUCGAGGAGAUGGAAGCGGAUGAGUGUGAGAAGAUGAGCAACAUGGGAACUCUGAACUCGUCCAUGCUGCACCGGAGCGCGGAGUCCUUAAAAAGCCUAAGCUCAGAGCUGUGUGCAGAAAAAAUCAUCCCGGAAGAGAAACCCGUCCACCUGCCGGUGCUCAGAAGAUCCAAGUCUCAGUCCCGGCCCCAGCAGGUGAAGUUUUCGGACGAUGUCAUCGACAACGGGAGCUACGACAACCUGGAGAUCCGGCAGCCGCCCAUGAGCGAGAGGACUCGGAGGCGCGUGUACCACUUCGAGGAGCCGCAGCAGCAGCGGGGAGCCAGGCCGCACCACCACCACCACCGGCGCCGGAGGAGCCGCAAGUCCCGCUCCGACAACGCCCUGAACCUGGUCACCGAGAGGAAGCUGGCGCCCAAGGACCGCCUGCGGCUCUACACGCCCGACAACUACGAGAAGUUCAUCCAGAACAAGAGCGCCCGCGAGAUCCAGGCGUACCUGCGCAACGCGGAGCUCUACCGGCAGUACGCGCACGCCGCGUCCGACUACGCGCUGCAGAACCCCGGCCUCAACCGCUUCCUGGGGCUGUACGGGGAGGACGACGACUCCUGGGGCUCCUCCUCCACCUCCUCCUCCGACUCGGAGGAAGAAGGGUACUUCCUUGGACAGCCCAUCCCUCAGCCCCGACCCCAGAGAUUCACCUACUACACAGAUGACCCGGCCAGCCCCGCACCCGCACUGCCUACCCCUCCGUUUAGCCAGAGGACCACCAAAUCCAAGAAGAAAAAGGGACACAAGGGCAAAAACUGUAUCAUUUCUUAAGUCUAGCCAUGAAUCCGUGGGCUUUUUUUUUGUUUGUUUGGUUUUGUUUUCUCCUGUAGGAAAAGUUGCUCCAAUAGUUUCAAAGUGCUUUCUUGGCCCGUGUAAAAUGAGAACCUUACUGCUGUUUACAGUGUCAGAUACCAUGGAAGAGGUGUGGCUGCUCCCGGUUGACCUUCCUCGGAUGGGAGCCAAGGUGCAUCUUGUGCCUGUGGGCCCGUGUCUUCGUUUCCUAGAGCUCCUUUGGUUUCCAACCCCUCUUGAGUAUUCCUAACCCAAGAGACUUGUCACCAGGUGUUGAUCGGCUGGGAGUGUUCCUCUUGGAAGAUGGAGAGCUCUAGCCACCUUUGUAAAGCAAUAGUGUUUGUUAUUCCGUAAGUCAGGUUGGCUCAGGUCCGGAUUGGUCCUUGUUGUGAGAGGCAUGCACAUCAUCACACAGACCUAGCUAACACUGUGCAUCCCUAUUGUAUGAGGCCACCUUGUCCCCUUCUCCCGAGCCUGGACUAGCCAGGUGAACAUUGUUAUUGUAUUAGUUCCAGCUACGGAUUGAGAAAGGAAAAAAAAAUUGCUAUUUAUAACGUAGUAUUUCCUAGACUUAAGUGUAUUCCUAAUUUAACGGUGCAAAUACUAAUGUAUAUACUGUACAGUUCAGAUUUUAAAGCUGAUAUUUUUAUAUCCCUGAAUUGCAAGACGUUUGUUAACACUGCAGUGCUUAGAUUCGUUAGGGAAUCAGAAGCGGCAUUUACGGAUGAAACGACUGCUUGUAUUUUAGUCAGGGUUUAUAAGUUUAGAUGGUCAAAUUUAUAUUGCCUAGUGAUGGAAAGGUGUUUUUUUUUUUAAUUUGAUUUUUCAGUCUUUAAAAAAAAAAGGCUCUGUAUGCAUGGUGGGGCUAUGUAAAUACUCUUUAAAACCAUGGCCCUAUUAAUCUUAUGAGUGUUAUUUAUGGGUCAAGCAAUGUAAACUGUAUAAAUGUAAAAACAA
Messenger RNA from Dipodomys spectabilis (banner-tailed kangaroo rat), 3618 nucleotides. RefSeq names its product prickle planar cell polarity protein 1 (gene Prickle1). NCBI's taxonomy places the organism in Eukaryota, Metazoa, Chordata, Mammalia, Rodentia, Heteromyidae. The record is from RefSeq and is a predicted model, not a curated record. The transcript has 8 exons. Bases 124 to 2640 code for a protein of 838 amino acids. Gene Ontology annotation, molecular function: zinc ion binding.